GCUUUUUGGGAUUGGCAACACUGUUUUCAUUGUUUCUUCCAUUCUUUCAAUUUCUUUCUCUUCCGGCUGUCAACUGAAGGCAAGAUGCGUUCCGUCACGCUAAAAGAUGUUGAACAAGAUAAGGUUGUCAAGUUCAUCGCUGCCCAUUUAAAGAAGACGGGCAAGAUCAAGGUACCAGAACACAUGGACUUGGUGAAGACCGCCCGCUUCAAGGAGUUGGCUCCUUACGAUCCUGACUGGUUCUAUGUGAGAUGUGCGGCAGUCAUGCGUCAUAUCUACAUCCGGUCUCCAGUUGGAGUUAAGACUGUCACCAAGAUCUUUGGUGGCCGCAAACGUAAUGGAGUCACACCCUCGCACUUCUGCAGAUCUUCUGGAAGCAUUGCUCGCAAAGCGCUGCAAGCCUUGGAAGCCCUUAAGUUGGUGGAGAAAGUCCCUGAUGGUGGCCGUAUUCUCACUGUACAGGGCAGGCGCGAUUUGGACAGACUUGCAGCUCAAGCCCGCUUAAAGGCCAAACAACAGGCCAAGCAGAGUGUGAUUGUCCUGUAAUUAACUAAUAAAAAAGCUUUAAAAACUAA
Molecule: messenger RNA, 575 nt
Organism: Amyelois transitella
Lineage: Eukaryota; Metazoa; Arthropoda; Insecta; Lepidoptera; Pyralidae
Gene: RpS19a
Product: small ribosomal subunit protein eS19A
Exons: 4
Coding region: 85-546 (153 amino acids)
Biological process (GO): translation; ribosomal small subunit assembly
Cellular component (GO): cytosolic small ribosomal subunit; ribosome
Molecular function (GO): structural constituent of ribosome; RNA binding
Source: RefSeq, a predicted model, not a curated record